ACUGAUUACACCCUCCAAUUUCUAGUUGCAAAUGUUCCUAUCUUCAACUCUGCUAGUGAUGUUACUGAAGGAGGAUUGAGUUUGAAAUUCAGGCACUGGGCUACUAAAAAGGCAGCAGGAUCCACAAAGAAUGGGCGAGACUCAAAACCAAAGAAUCUUGGGGUGAAGAAGUUUGGUGGAGAGAGAGUGAUUCCUGGGAAUAUCAUUGUUCGCCGAAGAGGAUCCCGCUUCCAUCUAGGAAACUAUGUCGGAAUGAGGAAGGAUCACACCCUCUAUGCUAUGAAGGAAGGUUGUGUCAAGUUUGAACGGCAUAAGUUGAGUGGACGAAAGUGGGUGCAUGUUGAGCCCAAGAAAGGCCAUCUGCUCCACCCUGCCUACUCAAGUGUUGACGCAGUUCCUAAGCAGAAGACCACUACUUAGGUUUC
Molecule: messenger RNA, 425 nt
Organism: Camellia sinensis
Lineage: Eukaryota; Viridiplantae; Streptophyta; Magnoliopsida; Ericales; Theaceae
Source: RefSeq, a predicted model, not a curated record